This is a messenger RNA of Carya illinoinensis, 3238 nucleotides long. Its product is annotated as pentatricopeptide repeat-containing protein At1g55630-like. The transcript has 3 exons. Bases 460 to 1920 code for a protein of 486 amino acids. Gene Ontology annotation, molecular function: protein binding. The record is from RefSeq and is a predicted model, not a curated record. Lineage: Eukaryota; Viridiplantae; Streptophyta; Magnoliopsida; Fagales; Juglandaceae.
GACUUGCCCCGAUUGCGAACUCCUCCUGCUGGAAAUACCAAAAUGUCCUUCCCGUUUACCCUCGCACGGAGGGCAGCUGCUCUCUCUCUCUCCCAAAUAGCGGCCUCCGCUUCCUCUUUUACAGCAGCCGAACCUCACGCGGUACUAGCUCAGAAAGACUGAUAUCGCCCUACCAACCAGCUCAAUCGCAGGUAAAUUCCUUGUUUCCUUCACUAGCUCCAAUCCUUUUCCCCGAUCGGACUCUAGUCUAUACUUCACAAGCGAGUUCCUUGCUCAAUGAGCAUUUCUUGUUCGGGUCAACCCAUUUUAUGUAUCUGGGCCUUUUCGUUUUUAAUUGGUAUCCCGAAAUUUGAUUGUACAAACCUUUUGGAUCUGUAUAUGCUAAGAAUUCUCGAUCUUUUAGUGGGCUUCUUCAGUUUGGUGGGUACUGUAGAGUUCCAGAUAUAAUGGGUAUUAGAAAUGAACUCUAUUUAUCUAUUCGGUCCCAGAGUUUUUCGCAAAAUAUCCUACUUUUUGUUCAUUUCUCGAGAGUUCUGCGACCGCAGCUUUUAUGGUGAUAAGGUUGAUAAUGGGUUUCGAGUAAUUGAGGAACCCUUGAAAAGAGCGUGGAGAUAUUCAGAUUUUGAUCCUAUUUCGGAAGAAAAACCGAGCACCAAUGUAGAUGAAACGCAUGUCCGGGGACUCUCAGCGAGGCGGGUUUUCUUUGAUAAUGUCAAGAUUGAUGCUAGAAGGGUUCUUGAUGUUCUCGAGCAAGAUGGCCCAGGAUUUGAUACGAAAUUGGCUCUAGACGAGUUGUAUGUAAGGCUUUCGGGGCUUCUCGUCAGGGAAGUUCUAUUGGGGAUUUUGCGGAAUGUAAAUCAUUCUAAUAAGUUGCGGUGUGCGAAAUUAGCGUAUAAGUUUUUCGUGUGGUCUGAUCAGCAGGAGAAUUACAGGCACACGUUGAAUUCUUACCAUUUAAUAAUGAAGAUAUUUGCAGAUUGUGAGGAGUUUAGGGCAAUGUGGAGGCUAGUUGAUGAGAUGACUGAAAAUGGGUUUCCAACUACCGCACGAACAUUUAACAUAUUGAUAUGUACUUGUGGUGGGGCAGGAUUGGCAAGGAAAGUUGUGGAGAGGUUCAUCAAAUCAAAGACAUUUAAUUAUCGGCCGUUCAAACAUUCAUACAAUGCAAUUCUAGUUUCCCUUCUCACGGUAAACCAAUACAAGUUGAUUGACUGGGUGUAUCAACAUAUGUUAGGUGAGGGUCAUUCUCCAGAUAUCCUAACUUAUAAUGUUGUCAUGUGUGCGAAGUAUAGGUUGGGGAAGUUGGAUCAGUUCCAUAGACUGCUUGAUGAAAUGGGUAGAAGUGGAUAUUCUCCAGACUUUCAUACGUAUAAUAUUCUUCUUCAUGUUCUAGGUAAAGGAGACAAACCGCUUGCAGCACUUAAUCUUUUGAAUCACAUGAAGGAAGUGGGUUUUGACCCAAGCGUUCUUCACUUCACUACAUUGAUAGACGGACUUAGCCGGGCUGGAAAUUUGGAUGCCUGCAUCUAUUUUUUCACUGAAAUGAUAAAGAAUGGUUGUACACCAGAUGUGGUUUGUUACACUGUGAUGAUCACGGGAUAUAUUGUGGCUGGGGAGUUUGAAAAAGCUCAGGAAAUGUUUGAUGGGAUGAUAAUCCAGGGACAUCUUCCCAAUGUAUUCACAUACAAUUCCAUGAUUCGUGGGUUUUGUAUGGUGGGAAAAUUUGAGGAGGCAUGUUCAAUGCUUAAGGAAAUGGAAUCUAGAGGUUGUAAUCCAAAUUUCCUUGUGUACAGCACACUAGUGAGUAAUUUGAGAAAUGCUGGAAAACUUUCUGAAGCUCAUGAUGUAAUAAGACAUAUGGUGGAAAAGGGGCAGUAUGUUCAUCUUCUCUCGAAGUUCAAGAAAUAUAGGAGAUGCUGAAGCAGCAGAAUAUUUAUUGGGAGAUUAUUCUCUUGUAACCUCAUAGGAUCAUGACUUGUUCAAUUCAUCCAGCUCAGUUGACACGAUGUACUCUCAGCUGUUGUUAUCAUAGAAGUAAAAAGAGUAAAUUAUCCCAUGUAUUCCGCUUGAAGUGACAGCAAUAAUUUCCAGGCAAUGCUGAAUUAGCCAUUGGCAUCAACCCAGUCAUCAUCGGUUGACUCCUGCAAUCCUGAAGUGAGCAUCUGUCUGCAAUGAAUUUUAAAAUUUAUGUCUGGAAGUUUGGGAAGGAGUUACCUUUUGGCUAUUGCUUUGCGAGCUUGGAGCAAAACGCCCAGGCAGCUACCUGUGGAGCAUCAUGUCAGAGCCAUAUUGUGGUUUCAAGGUCAGGAUUUAGUUGUCUUAUAAAACCGCGUGGGUUUAGUAACUAAGAAUCAGGAUUGAUUUGGAAGACGCCGAAGAGUUAGAUGGCAUCAUUUUAAGAGAGCAUAUUUACAUUCAUUUUACAUAUAUUUUAGUCGAAAAAGAGGACAACAGCUUGAAUCAGUCCUGAAGAGCAUUAAUUACAAUAAGUUAUGGUCGUUGCUUCCCUGCCACUCUUUCAACUUAAACUGCUUAAAGCGAGAAGAUGUUUAGUGGGAAAUUCUUUUCGAUGGGGAAUGCAGAAGUAAACCAUCACUUUAAUGAUGUGAGAUAAUAAUAUUUGAAAAGGAGCAUUGGAAGAAGGUUGACGUGUAAUUUAAGUUCAACAUCGUUAUUAAAUGGCUCUAGAAAUUUGUUGAGUUUUGGCUGUAGGGGCUGCUGAUGAUGACACCAGGGUAAGGAAUUAGUAUAGGAAUUAUUGGUCAACUUAUAGGGAUAUGCACUGGAUAAUCCUUGUCUUUGAAAAUGCACUUAUUGGAUAGCAGAAAUUUUACACGGGCAUAUGUGGCAGCUUCUCGCACAUAGCCUUGAAAGUUGAACUUGGGUUCGCCUGGAUGUGCAACAACCGCUUCACUGAGAACUUGGGUUGGCCGAGGCUAUCUUUCCUGCUCCAACAGCCACGAUGACGGUGAGUUUCAGCCGGCUUCCCUUCUACUCAGUGUGCCGAGAAGGGUUACUGUUCCAUGACUUUUGGGUCAUUUUCUGUCUAUGGGCCGUUCGUCCAUAGUUAUCUCAUUUAAAUUGGGUAGUAUGUAUGCCUAACCCCAUGUGCUACUUGUGGCCUUAUAUAUUAAAUUUUUUGUAAAAAUAAAAACCCUAAUUGUUUAACGUUUGCUCUAAAUGCUAAUAAUGGUAUAUACUAUAUUUUUACUCUUGAAGGACCAAGUUAUUUGAUAAA